Messenger RNA from Hippocampus comes (tiger tail seahorse), 1205 nucleotides. It is a transcript of the gene rrs1, whose product is annotated as ribosome biogenesis regulator 1 homolog. Gene Ontology annotation, biological process: endonucleolytic cleavage in ITS1 to separate SSU-rRNA from 5.8S rRNA and LSU-rRNA from tricistronic rRNA transcript (SSU-rRNA, 5.8S rRNA, LSU-rRNA); ribosomal large subunit biogenesis; ribosome biogenesis. The transcript has 3 exons. Lineage: Eukaryota; Metazoa; Chordata; Actinopteri; Syngnathiformes; Syngnathidae. Gene Ontology annotation, cellular component: preribosome, large subunit precursor; nucleus; nucleolus. Gene Ontology annotation, molecular function: protein binding. The coding region runs from base 76 to 1158 and encodes 360 amino acids. The record is from RefSeq and is a predicted model, not a curated record.
AGUGAUCCAACACGGAAGCGAUAGUGUUUUGCUACAGACACGUGCAAAGGUGGUGCAGAGUUGUCGUUCCCGUCCAUGUCCAACAUGGCGACAGCCUCUUGUAAUGUCGACGAGCUCCUCGCCCAGGCAGAGCGCGACGAAGCGGAGAAGCUUCGCAGCAUCGCCGUGGACAAGGAGCUGGAACUGGAAUUCGACCUGGGUAAUCUGUUAGCCUGCGACAAGAACCGCCUGGAGACUCGCGACUUUACCGGGGAGGAGAAGCACGACUUUCUACGCUCCCUGGCCCGCGAUAACACGCAGCUUCUCAUCAACGAGCUGUGGAAGCUCCCCACGGAAAGGAUCCAGGAGGCCGUGGUGGCCAAGCUACCCGAGCCGACCACCCCCUUACCUCGGGAGAAGCCCCCGCCCAGGCCCCGGCCUCCGACCAAGUGGGAGCAGUUUGCCAAGCUGAAGGGCAUCCAAAAGAAGAAGAAGACUAACCUGGUGUGGGACGAGACUGCCAAAGAGUGGCGGCGGCGGUGGGGAUACAAGCGGGCUAAAGAUAACACCAACGAGUGGCUCAUCGAGGUGCCGCAGACCGCCGACCCCAAUGAGGACCAGUUCGUCAAGCGGAUCACUGCCAAAAAGGAGCGUGUGGCCAAGAACGAGCUGAACCGGCUGCGGAACAUCGCCCGGGCGCAGAAGCUCAAGGUCCCCGGCAUGGGCCUGACUCCCGUGUCCCGUCAGUCCAAAGAUGACCUGGUUCGAGCGGCUAGCGUGGCGCGGACCUCCACCGCUUCCGUAGGGAAGUUCCAGGAGAGGCUCCCAAAGGAGAAACCAGCCAAGGGCACUGGCAAGAGGCGCAAGUUCCAGCCUGUCAUAGGUGACUUCUCCGCGGAGAAGGACAAGCAACUGGAGCUCCUCAAAAUGAUGGAGAGCAAGAGGCCCAAGCUGAACGUCACCAAAGCGGUCAACAAGCAAAUGAGGGAGGACGACCGAGAGGAGGCGGCAGCCAGGAACAGCAAGAGGGGCAAGCAGGCCGGAAGGAAGGGACGCAGGGAUAACGCGGCGCCCGGCAAGGGGAAAGGAAAAAUGGGGGCUCGCGGGAAAAAGGCGGGGGGGAAACCUCAGCGAGGAAAACCUUCAGGAGGGAAGAAAUCCAAGCCAGGGAAGCGGUGACUGAAGAACUGCAAGAACUUGUAAAUUAUCACAACGAAAAAAAAAAA